CCAAAACAGUCAUCCCCAUCUACUGGAAGCAGGCGAACACACCCCCGAUAACACGAUGGCUAGAGGAAGUGGAAACCACUAGGAAAUUUGAAGACCUAAUGGCAAACACUCCGAAACUUCGAGACCGAUAUACCACACGCUGGUUCCACUGGAUACGAUUAACCGCAUCAAACGACUUUCAACGCCGCCUGGCCACACG
This is a messenger RNA of Pelobates cultripes (western spadefoot toad), 199 nucleotides long. The record is from the annotation of a GenBank genome assembly. NCBI's taxonomy places the organism in Eukaryota, Metazoa, Chordata, Amphibia, Anura, Pelobatidae.